Rotaria sp. Silwood2 is the source of this 4923-nucleotide messenger RNA. Lineage: Eukaryota; Metazoa; Rotifera; Eurotatoria; Philodinida; Philodinidae. The record is from the annotation of a GenBank genome assembly.
AUGGUGUCCGGUCAUCCAAAUAACAAUAGCAAUACAGAUGCCUAUGCAAAUGUCAUGCAAGGCAAAGUACUAUUUCAUGGUAGCCAAUUACCAAAAUUAAUCUGGAAUCAAAUAAAAAUUCUUAUUGUAUCAAAUAAAGAUGAAUUUGAUAUUGAACGUGAUAUACUACUCACAGAAACUUUACCAAAAUUACAACAGUAUUUUUUAACACAAGGUAUUUAUGUUAAUUUUGUUGAUUGUAAUUUAAACUGGGAUCUUGAUUUAUCUCGAAAUCCGUAUCAUAUCUUACGUUAUAUAAAAGAACUUGAUGAUGCCUAUAGAACGUCAACUGGUGUAUUUUUCCUAGCAUUUGUUGGAAAUAAAUAUGGUUCUGUUGUGUUACCUGCUGAAUUAUCAACAACAGAUUUUAAUAAUAUAAAAAAUGUCGCAUCGGAUUUAAAUAAAGAUGUUAAACAGCUUGAACGAUGGUAUUUACUAGAUGAUAAAUUAUUACCGCCGGCUUAUAAAUUAAAAGAUCCUGAUGAAGAUUUUUCAAAUAUAUUAUCACGAACAAUAUCAACAUAUGAUAUAAGUACACGUGAAAGUCAAGAAUGGAAUGAUGUAUACACAGGACUAGCUGAGUUAUUCAUUAGUGUUCUAAAUGAAAAGUCAAAUUUUAAAUCUAAACAUGAUAUAUCAUCCCUAUAUGAUAUUCAAUUACUCUCCGGCGUCGAGAUACUAUUCAAUUACGCUGCUAAACUAUCUCCAUCCGGUUGCAUGUGUAUCUUAAGGCAAUUUGAUGGUGUAAAUGAAAAAUGUAAAGGUAAUGAAGCAUAUAUUGAUUUACUAAACGGCACUAAUCGUUUGGAUAAAAUUCGUCAAGAAAAAUUAAAACGUUUUCGUGAAUCUAUAACACAAAAAUUAUCAAUAAAUGAUGAUGAUAAUAAUUUAAAAAUGGAAGAUAAUCGAAUAGUACUUAAUGUAUCAUGGAAAGACAAUGGAGAAUUUCAAUUAGAUGAUACAGAUUAUCAACGUUAUUUACGUACAUUAAAUGCAGCUAUAUUUUUACGUAUUAAAUCAUUAUGUGAACGUUAUAUUGAUUUAUCAAUAUCGAAUCAUUUCAAAUAUAAUGAAAAAAUUUUAUAUAAUGAAACACUUAUACAGUUAACACAUUAUUCAAAAUUAUCAUCAUAUACAUGUUUAGGUUUUGAAAAUUUUAUUGAAAAUAAUCAGUCAUUUAAACAAUGGUUAUCAUCAGCUAAUACAAAUGAUCAUCAUCCAUUAAUUAUUAUUGGUAGCCGAGCAUCAGGAAAAACUUUAUUAUGUACAAAAUUAGUUCAUUAUCUAUUAAAUAUAUUAGGAAAAAAUGCUCAAUGUAUAAUACGUUAUUUUAAUUUAACAUCAAGAUCACGAAAUAUAACAGAAAUAUUUACUUCAAUAUGUACACAAAUGCAAACAUUACAAAAUGCACCAACAUUUAUCAAUGAUCAACAGCUUAAUUAUAUGGAAUAUUAUCAAACUGUUUUAAAAACUUUAUCAGAUAAUCAAAAACCAAUUAUAAUUAUGAUUGAUGGUAUUGAAGAAGCAACACCGCCAAGUCAAUUUGCAUCAUCAGUUGUUUAUUAUCAAACAUUACUUCAAUCACUUCCUCCUAAAGUUUAUGUAAUAUUAUCUGUUAGUCGGAAUAUUCAUUCAUAUCCUCAUAGUGAUACUCAAAUACGUGAAAUGAUCGAACGAAUUGAAAAAGAUGAAUGUAUUAUUGAAUUACCAUUUACAAAUGAAACAAUUAAUAUUUCUGAUUUAACUUUAUAUAUUAAAUCCGAAUUAAAUUUAAUAAGACGAAAUGUAACAGAUUCUGUAUUAAAAGCUCUUUCAAAAUGUAUAUAUCAACAAAUAGAUAAACAACCGCAAAUAUUUUUUCUUCUACGUCUUGUUUUAAAUGAAAGUUAUUUUGGUUAUUUAUCACAACAUAAAAAAAAAUUAGAUUUAACAGAAUUAAAUAUGGAAGAAAUAUUUCAUACAUAUAUAGAUCAUUGCGAAAGAAAAUUUGGCUCAAAAAUUUGUGCUUGUGUAUUUAAUUAUAUAAGUUCAUCACAAUCAGCCAUUCAUGAACUUGAAUUAAUUGAUAUAUUAUCAUGUAAUAAUGACUUUUUUUUAGAAUAUUUUCAAAAAGAUUUACCAAAACAUUUACGUUUUCCGUCAUCGUUAUGGAUUGCUUUUAAAUAUACAUUAGGUCCACUUUUAUCUGUAAAAUAUUUUGAUUUAAAAAUUGUUAUGUGUUGGAGUCAUUCAUUUAUUCGACGACUUAUGAAACAAAAAUAUUUAAAAAAAGUUGAAGAUAUUCGUUUUGCACAUCGAGAUAUUGCAAAUUAUUUUCUUGAAGCUUUUAUUGAAUCAAAACCAUUAGUUGAUAUGAAUCGAAAUAUCCAAAUCAGAGGAGAUAAUGGUCGUCGUUUUAUCUUACAACAACCGCUUCUCUAUUCCGAAACAGCUUAUAAUUAUCGACGAUUAGGUGAAUUAUGGUAUCAAUUAAUGCAUUCUGGUGAUAUUGAUCGUUUAAAAGAACAUACACUAUGUUGUUUUGAGUAUCUAUUAGCUAAAAUUCAUGGUUUAUCUAUUGAACAAUUAUUAUGGGAAAUUGAUAUAGUUUGUAGUAAUAUUCUUGAUGUUGAUGUUCUUAUUGUUCAAACAAUAUUAAAAAAUAUUGUUAGUAUUGUUACAAAUGAUCCUAUUUUACUUGCUGGUGAAUCAAUUUUACGUUUAAAAAAUAUAAAACAUCAUUAUAAUGAACAUAUUGAAUCAUUAUUUGUUCAAGCACAUAAUUGGUGUGAAUCAUGUAAUAUACCAAUAUUUGUUCCAUUAUCAUCAUGGAUAUCCACAACUCCACCAUUAAUUAUAACUGUAUUACCAUGUAAUGAUGGAGCAUUUAAAAUAGUACCAACAACAUUUAAUCAACAUAUUUUUUCUACAACACGUUCAAAUGAAGUAGCGAUGUAUCAUAUACCAUCAAAAAAACUUGUUAAAAAAUUUACUGGUCAUACAUCAUUGAUAACAUCUAUUCAAUUGACACAUAAUAGUAAAUAUUUAGUAUCGUCAUCAACGGAUCAUACAAUCAAAUUAUUUAAUUUAAAUUCUGGUGAAUUAGAAAAUAGUUACAGAAUUCAUCAAGGUGAAUUACUUUGUAUGACAAUUUCACACAAUAGUGAACAAAUUGUCACAGGCUCACGUGAUCGAUUAAUUAUUGUAUUUCGUCUUGAAACAGGUGAAAUCGAACAUUCAAUUGAACAACAUACAGAUGCUGUUACUGCGAUUGCACUUACACAAGAUGAUGCUUUAUUAAUUUCUGCUUCACGUGAUCAAACAAUUAAACGAUGGACUUUUCGUGGAAUGCAAUUACUCGAUAUAAUUGAUACAAUUGGUUCACCAAUAAAACAUAUGAUUAUAUCAUCAGACGAUACCUUCAUAGUAGUUGCAUGUGAGAAUACAACAGUUCAAGUUAAAUCUCUUGUUACUGGAAGUGAUGUACAUAAUCUCGAAGGACAUACAUCAGAAAUAACAAGUCUUUCAAUGUCAAAUGAUUCUAUAUGUUGUUAUGUUGGUUGUAAUAAUGGAUAUAUUUAUGUUUAUAAUUUACGUUCACGUGUACUUCUUCGAUCAUUAAAACAGCAUGAUGCAGCUGUUAAUGACCUUUAUACAUCAAUUGAUGAUUGUUUUCUUUUUUCUGCAUCUGAAAAUGCAAUACAUGUUUUAAAUAUAAAACAACAAUUUACUGGUUUUCAUACAGAUGAUUCAUUAUCAUCAACAGAUUAUAUAACAGCAUUAUCAAUAUCACGUGAAGGUGAUGCGGCUAUAGCUGGUUGUGCAGCUGGUAGUGUUCGAUUAUUUAAUUUAGUUGAUGGUGAAUUCACAGGACACAUUAUUGAUCAUCGCGGACCUGUUACACAAGUUGCACUGUCACAUUCAUAUUUAUUUUCAUUGUCAGGUUCUAAAGAUACAACAAUUAAAGUUUAUGACAAUGAAAUGGGAGAAAUUGUUGCAGAAUUUACUGAUCAUUCAGCACCAAUCUCACAUUUACGUAUAUUAGAAGAUAAUCGAAAGAUUUUAUCAAGUGAUGAACAAAAUUAUAUUAAAACAUGGUGGGCAAAUACAGGAGAAUUGAUUGAUUCAUAUAAUGUACCGUGUAAAAUGCUGGGUGUUUCUCCUGAUGGAAAAUAUGUCGUAUCAGGAAAUGGAGAUAAUAUUUUAAAAAUUUGGUCUUUGGAUGAUGCACGUGUUGUUCGUUCAAUAGAUCAUACUGAAGGAAAAAUAACUUGUAUGGCAUUUCGAGCUGAUUCACAAUAUUUAAUUACCGGUGGAGAAGAUUGUAGUUGUAAAUUAUGGGAGUUAUCAUCAGGGAAAUUAACACAGGUUCUUGUUGAACAUGAACAAUCAAUUACAGCUGUUGUAAUUAGCGAAGAUAGAAAACAUGUUCUUACUGGUGACAAAGAUGGUCAAGCUAUUAUAUGGUCAUUUAAAGAUGGUGCUGUUGUACAUAAACUCAUUAGACAUAAAAAUACCAUCGUAUCAGUCUCAUUUACUGUUGGUAGUCACAUUGCUAUAACUGAUGGACUUCUUUCAGCUUGGUCAACAAUAACAGGCAUUCAUUUAGCUGCAUUUCAUUUCAAUCAUAUUCUUGCGAAAUUACUUGUUUCACAAACUGGAGCACGUUGUGCAGCAAUUCUACAAAAUACAUGUUGUGUUGCUAUGUUAAGUCUUUUUAAUAUCCCGUCCAGUGAAGCAUCGAAACUGUCAGAACGUCACGGCCAAAUAUUUUCCGAUCCAUAUAAUGUUUUGUUACCAAUAAAACCGAAACCUUUAUUAUAUCCAAAAGAUUCAACAUUAUUGUCUGAUUCUCGACAGAAUUCAAAAAAUGAUCAACAUUCUUAUGAUACUAUUUUAGAUUAA